This is a messenger RNA of Gymnodraco acuticeps, 4575 nucleotides long. Its product is annotated as tyrosine-protein phosphatase non-receptor type 23-like. Gene Ontology annotation, molecular function: protein tyrosine phosphatase activity; protein binding. Gene Ontology annotation, cellular component: endosome. The record is from RefSeq and is a predicted model, not a curated record. NCBI's taxonomy places the organism in Eukaryota, Metazoa, Chordata, Actinopteri, Perciformes, Bathydraconidae. Gene Ontology annotation, biological process: protein dephosphorylation; endocytic recycling; protein transport to vacuole involved in ubiquitin-dependent protein catabolic process via the multivesicular body sorting pathway.
AGGAAGUGGCGGGGCUGCAGUGCAUGAAGCGGAUCCUGGGGAAGGUGCAUGAGAUGAGGGAGCAGAGAGGCUCUCUAGAGAAGCAGCUCCGAGACCUCAUCCAGCAGGACGACAUCACCUCCACCCUGGUCACCACGGAGAGGGCCGACAUGAGGCGUACAUUCGAGGAUCAGCUGAAGAAGUACGAGCAGGUGAAGGUGUACCUGGAUCAGAACCUGGCGGCGCAGGAGAACAUCCUGAAGGCGCUGACGGAGGCCAACGUGCAGUACGCCUCGGUGAGGAAGGGGCUCAGCCAGACGGAGCAGCAGUGGAACGGCACGGUGCAGGGGCUGGUGGGGUCCUACGAGGCCUACGAGGACCUGAUGAAGAAGUCUCAAGAGGGGAAGGAGUUCUACGAGGACCUGGAGGACAAAGCCUCCCGUCUGCUGGAGAGAGCCAAGAUCCUGGCUCAGACCCGGGCCGAGGAGAGGAGGCCCCUCCUGGAGAAAGAGACCCAGAAGAAGCCCCCUGCCCGGCCCACAGCAGCAAAGCCCUCCCUGCAGGCGAGGUCUUCAGACGGAGACUCCGCCUGCUCCAGCCUGGACGACCCGGAGCUGGCCCAGCUGAGCGCCGCCAUCUUGGCUCUGGGGGGCGACCUUCCUGAGGAGCUGCGCAGCCUCCCUCCCGACAUCCCUUCCCUCCCCCCCGGGCACGAACACUACCGCCCCCCCGGAGCUCACCUGGGUCCAGGCUCCCUCCCCUGGCCUGGACCGCGCUUCCCCGCUAACCUGCCCCCCCCCGAGCUGCUGGCCCGGAUAGCACAGUUUCCUACUUCUGGAUUAGCGCCACAGCUCCCCCGCGGCCCCCUCCCUCACAUGGCUCCUCAGAUGCCUCCUCAGUUACCAGGUUAUCGCCCGCCCCACCCUCACGCCCCACAGCCCGGCCUGGUAGCCCCCGCCCCGGUCAGACCCUCCACCACCACAGUGGACAGUAUCCAGGCCCCCAUCCCCAGCUACGCCCAUACCCCGCACCACCCUGGCCACCCUGCAGCAUCCACUGGCUACGCUGUCCCUCCACAGAUGGGGGGGUAUCCCCAGUUUAUGGCUCGACCAGGAAUGCCCAUUCAUGGCGCCCCCCAACCCCAACAUCCCCAUCCCCAACAUCCCCACCCCCAACAUCCCCACACCCAACAACCCCAACAACAACCCCAGCAGAAGCAGCCGUACCCUCAGGCCAUGGGGCAGCCGCUGCCUCAGGGGUACCAGCCCGGGCCGGGACUUGUUCCUGGACCCCACCCUCAUAUGCAGGCUCAGCAGGGGUACCAGCACGGAUACAUGCCCCCCCAGCCUGGCGUUCCUCCACACUACCAGCAGGCGUUUCCAGGUCAGCUGCAGCCACAUCAGCAAAAUGGCUACCAGCCCCAGCCCCAGAUACCCCAGGGCUACCAGCCCCCCCAAGGCUACCUCCCCCAGCAGCACCCUCACAUGAUGCCAAGGCCCCCUCAAACUGUUCCUCAACACAUACCCCCCACUUCUCAGCCUGCACCUCCUACAUCCCAGCCCUACAUGCCCCACCAACACCAACACCAACAGAUGCCCCCUGGACUUCCUCACCCACACAUGAUGCCCCAACAGCAGCAGAUCCCUCCCCACCCACAAAUGCACAUACCAGGCGGUCCCAGAGUACAAAUGCCCCCCACAAGUCAGCAAAUGCCCCCGGUCUCCCAGCACUACAUGCCCCCCGGUAACCAGCCCCUUCACCCCAACAUGCGGCCACAGAUGCCUCCAGCCUCACAGCCUCAUAUGGUCCACAUGCCGAGGGGCCCCAUGCCACAGAUGCCCCCUCACCACCACCCCGGACAGCCUCCAAUCACAAACAUGCCCCAGCAGCCCAUGCAGAUGCCCGGUCAGGCUCCGCCCCCUCAUCCUGGGGGGAUGUGCUACCCUGGAGGGUCUCCGAUGAUGCCUCAGCAGCCUCUGGCCCCCCAGCAUGCCGCCCCCCAACAACCUCAGGCUCCCAUGAUUCACCCGCAGCCCUCUCCUAUGUACCCCCCAGCUGCAGGACCUAAUGUACCCCCGAGUGCCCCCCAGCAACCGCCUGCCAUGGGUCCACAAUGCCCCCCCGCCCAACACAUGAUGCAGCCCACUCCUGGAGGCCCUUCAGUGCCUCAGCCUCCCAACAAUGUCCCUCCUUCCCCAUCUCCUUCCCCCUCCCCAUCUCCCUCCCCAGGUCCUACCUCUCUGAGUCUGAAUCCCCAGCAGAGACCCACACCAGCCCCCCCCCCCGGAGCUCCUCCCACCCUCCCCUCCCCCUCCACUGCCUCUCCCUCCACCUCUCUGUUUCAGCGCCAGAACUCAAGCACGGACGACCUUCUCUCUUCGAGCCCUGAGAGCAUUCCCGGAGGCACCAAGCCCCCCACCAACGUGCUCCAGCCCACCAAGGCUGACCCCCAGGACGGGAAGAAAAGCUCCCAGGCGGUGCUCCUGAUCCAGGGAGACCCUUACCAAGCUCCAGAGCGCGUCGCCCGUCUUCACGGUGAACUGGAACGUUACCGGGCCAAGGUGGACUCCCUGGAGCAGCCCUCAGAGAGCGAGGGGGGGCUGUCGGUGCUGGACGCCCGCUGGAGAGAGCUCCAGGACCAGCAGGAGAAGGACGCGCGCCAACGCUCCAUCGCUAUCGCCCGCUGCUACACCAUGAAGAACCGUCACCAGGAUGUGAUGCCCUACGACCUGAACCGUGUAUUGCUGCAGUCGGGGAAGGACGACUACAUCAACGCCAGCCUGGUGGAGGACCUGUCUCCGUACUGCCCGCGCCUCAUCGCCACGCAGGCCCCGCUCAGCGGCACCGCGGCAGACUUCUGGCUGAUGGUGUACGAGCAGAAGGUGUCCCUGAUCGUCAUGCUGGUCUCAGAGCAGGAGCUGGAAAAGGGGAAGGUUGUGCGAUACUUCCCGACGGAGCGGGGCCAGCAGGUCGCUCAGGGGCCGAUCACGCUCAGCCUCACCACGCAGAAGAUGGCUCCGACUCACGUGGAGCGCAUGAUCAGCCUGCAGUACCGCGACCAGAGCCUGAAGCGCACCGUGGUCCAUCUGCAGUUCACCUCCUGGCCCGAGCUGGGUCUUCCUGAAAGCAAGAGCAACCUGCUGCGCUUCAUCCAGGACGUUCACGGACACUACCUGCACCAGAGGCCCCUACACACACCUGUUGUGGUGCACUGCAGCUCGGGGGUGGGACGCACCGGCGCCUUCUGCCUGCUGUACGCCGCUCUGCAGGAGCUGGAGGCGGGCCACGGGAUCCCUGACCUGCCUGUGCUGGUGAAGAAGAUGAGGCAGCAGAGGAAGAACAUGCUGCAGGAGAAGCUCCACCUGAAGUUCUGCUACGAGACGGUGCUGAAGCACGUGGAGCAGGUCCUGCAGAGACACGGCAUCACCACCCCCACCUCCACCCCCACCCCCACCUGCAGCCGGACCAAGCCUUACUCCAGACAGGAGUCCCAGCAGGACAUUGUCCUCGGUGGGGACAUGCCCAUCAGCUCCAUCCAGGCCACCAUCGCCAAACUCAGCAUCCGCCCCCCCAGCGCCACAGACCCCUCAUUGGAGGCCCCCUGCGGUGUGGAGGAGCACGUUGGCCCCGCUUUCGACUCUCUGAGUGACGUCCAGGCACCCCCCACAGAGCCCCCCUCCUCUUUGAGCCCUCCUCUCACCUCGCCCACUCACUCUCCACCCCCUAACGGCCUGGACGCCCCCUCCUCACCACCUGCUUCCCCCAGCGUCAGCCCUCCUCCUCCUCCAGCCUCCUCUGCUCCGGCUCCUUCCUCCCUGGAGCUCCUGGCCGCCAUGACCCCCGAGGCCUUCUCCAUGGAGGGCGGGGGCAAAGGGAAGCAGCGGGUGACCAAGCAGAGCUUCCUGCAGCCGGCAGAGGGUCAGGGGAUCCACGGGACCCCCCGGGGGGAGGAAGGAGACGACCCCCUCGGCAGCCUGGACCCCCUGUGGAGCCUCGGGAAGCCCUGAGAGCAGAGCCUGUUUCCACUUUAACACCAGGCCUGUAGCGCUUUGUAAUCCUGCUUUUUAAGUAGAAAAACACACUGAAUCCUGGGACAUUUUAGCAGAGUUGACCAUGACGUGCCUGGUGGGGGCGGACGGCGGGGGUUCAGUCGUGAAGUUUGAAACACAAACACACUUUCCUUUCAUCACCGGUGGCUUCUGGGAGCAGAUCACUAUGCACUCGUCUGUUUUCCUUCUGUCGCUCUUUGCUGCUUUUUAUUUGUCUGUAUGGAUGUUCUGCACUCCCACAUCUGGGCCCAGAAAGAAGAGAAAAAACCCAGCAUGCACUCCACUUUCAUUUGGUGUUUAACUGGAAUAAUGGAUGCGUGGAGGUCAUAGGAGCUGGGUGGAGCGAUCUUGAAAACACCUUGAACUCAAUCAGUGGUCACACAAAUCAGCACGUCUUAACAAGUGUAUUCGUUCUUUUCUUCCUCUGUAACACUGUAAAUAUCUUAAUAAAUAAAGUUAGACUAUUCCCAAUGUCCUUCUGGUAAAUUUCACAAACUAAUCAUUCAUUAUUGUAAAGGAAAAUGAAAUAAAUCCAGUAGACAAGACA